Messenger RNA from Aedes albopictus (Asian tiger mosquito), 877 nucleotides. RefSeq names its product NADH-ubiquinone oxidoreductase subunit 8 (gene ND-23). Gene Ontology annotation, cellular component: membrane. The record is from RefSeq and is a predicted model, not a curated record. Lineage: Eukaryota; Metazoa; Arthropoda; Insecta; Diptera; Culicidae. Gene Ontology annotation, biological process: mitochondrial respiratory chain complex I assembly; mitochondrial electron transport, NADH to ubiquinone. The transcript has 3 exons. Bases 124 to 774 code for a protein of 216 amino acids. Gene Ontology annotation, molecular function: NADH dehydrogenase activity; 4 iron, 4 sulfur cluster binding.
UUACGUAAUAACAAACAUCUGUCAAACUCAUACGGAUUUUGUGCAGAAAAAGUUCCUGGCCGUGCAAGACCAGUGGAAAAAAUCGUUUUUCUCCUAUAUUUUGUCGCGUAAUCCGAACCGAUAAUGUCGGCCGUGAAAAUCUUCUCCUUGGCCAGACAGACCAGCCGCAUCGUUCGUCCGGCCGGAACGUUGGCCAGUCGCUCGUACACCAGUGCGGCCAAGGCCACCAGCAUCAAGCCGCAGGAAUUCUAUUAUGUAAACAACACGGACCCGAGCAUGGAGAUGACGGACAUUACGGACCGUGCCGCACAGACCAUUUUCUGGACGGAAUUGUUCCGCGGAGCCGCUGUUACACUGGCCCAUAUCUUCAAGGAACCGGCCACUAUCAAUUACCCGUUCGAAAAGGGACCGUUAAGCCCUCGGUUCCGUGGUGAGCAUGCCCUGCGCCGCUACCCCAGUGGUGAGGAGCGCUGCAUUGCCUGUAAGCUGUGCGAGGCGAUCUGUCCGGCGCAAGCCAUCACCAUCGAGGCAGAAGAGCGGGCCGAUGGAAGCCGUAGGACCACCCGGUAUGACAUCGAUAUGACCAAAUGUAUCUACUGUGGGUUCUGUCAGGAAGCUUGUCCUGUUGAUGCCAUCGUGGAAGGUCCGAACUUUGAGUUCUCCACCGAGACGCACGAGGAGCUGUUGUAUAACAAGGAAAAGUUGCUGUGCAAUGGCGACAAAUGGGAAUCGGAAAUUGCGUCGAACAUCAAUGCCGACUAUCUGUACCGUUGAACGCAAAAGGGUCGGCCGGUACCGAUGGUUUGUACAUUAUUUUGGUGCAGCACUUUAGAAAGCAAAAUUUAAACUAAAAAUAUACGAAAACAGUUAAUGCUUG